AUGAAUAUUUCAUUCUCUGCACUUGGACAUGAAAAGUGCUUCACUUGUGCCGCAUUCAAAAAUCAUGAAAGCAGUACCAAUCACGACUCCAAGAAUUUGGAAAAUCACUGCGCCGACUGUAAAUCAUGGAAUAAAUAUAUUGGAAUGGCGAAGUCAGCUCGACAACAAUAUCCAAUUGACGCUGAAGCUGAUAAUCCCAAUAUACUGGCAUGUUUAGCAGAUCUUCAGAAGGAGGCGAUUUUCGUACCUCAUAUCAUUGCUUUCAAUGAAAGUAUUGGGCCAAUAGGAAAGAAAACAAAAAUUUCCCACGGCAGUAAUUUGGCACGAAGCCUUGUCAGGACGUUCCAAACAAGACAUCAUUAG
Psylliodes chrysocephalus is the source of this 363-nucleotide messenger RNA. The record is from the annotation of a GenBank genome assembly. NCBI's taxonomy places the organism in Eukaryota, Metazoa, Arthropoda, Insecta, Coleoptera, Chrysomelidae.